GGACGGUUACCAAGCACGAGGAGGCUCAUUUUGGAGCGCGGAGUCCUUGGACGCUGUCACAUAGGAGCGGUAGGGUUGAAGUGACUGCGAUCCUAGGCCAUCGGCUCAUCUGGGCUACGGCAGGACGAGUGACGAGGAACAGGCCCCUCCCCUCCCGCUUAUCUCGGUGUGGCGACAUCUAGUGACGUCGUGGGCGUGAUGGCCGCCGCGAGGCCGGGAAGGUGAAGAAGUUGGGACAGGUGGAGGGAGUCAACACCAAUAGCCAACCUGGACCUUAAUCAGCAUAGAGGAGGCCUCAAGUUCUUUUCACCAUUUGGCUCCGGCCAUGGCCACAAUGCCCACCCUGUGAAGGUCUCUUAACCAGCUAAAAACGAGAUGUCCCUGCUCUUUUCUCGAUGCACCUCCAUCGUCACUGUCAAGAAGGAUAAGCGACACAUGGCUGAGGUGAAUGCUUCCCCACUCAAGCACUUUGUCACUGCCAAGAAAAAGAUCAAUGGCAUCUUUGAGCAGCUGGGGGCCUACAUCCAAGAGAGUGCCAGCUUCCUGGAAGACACCCACAGGAAUACAGAACUGGACCCAGUUACCACAGAAGAGCAGGUCCUGGAUGUCAAAGGGUACCUGUCCAAGGUCAGGGGUAUCAGCGAGGUGCUGGCCAGGCGGCACAUGAAGGUGGCUUUUUUUGGCCGGACGAGCAAUGGGAAGAGCACUGUGAUCAACGCCAUGCUCUGGGACAAAGUUCUGCCAUCGGGGAUUGGCCACACCACCAAUUGUUUUCUGCGAGUUGGGGGCACAGAUGGCCAUGAGGCUUUCCUUCUCACCGAGGGCUCAGAAGAGAAGAAGAGUGUAAAGACCGUCAACCAGCUGGCCCACGCCCUCCAUCAGGAUGAGCAGCUGCAUGCAGGCAGCUUGGUGAGUGUGAUGUGGCCCAACUCUAAGUGUCCGCUUCUCAAGGAUGACCUCGUGCUGAUGGACAGCCCUGGAAUUGAUGUCACCACGGAGCUGGACAGCUGGAUUGAUAAGUUUUGCCUGGAUGCUGAUGUGUUUGUGCUGGUGGCCAACUCAGAGUCCACACUGAUGCAGACGGAGAAGCAGUUCUUCCACAAAGUGAGCGAGCGUCUGUCCCGGCCCAACAUCUUCAUCCUCAACAACCGCUGGGAUGCCUCUGCCUCGGAGCCCGAGUACAUGGAGGAGGUGCGGCGGCAGCACAUGGAACGCUGCACCAGCUUUCUGGUGGACGAGUUGGGUGUGGUGGAUCGAGCUCAGGCUGGGGACCGGAUCUUCUUCGUGUCUGCCAAGGAGGUGCUCAGUGCCAGGGUCCAGAAAGCCCAGGGCAUGCCAGAAGGAGGGGGCGCUCUUGCAGAAGGAUUUCAAGUGAGGAUGUUUGAGUUUCAGAAUUUUGAGCGGCGAUUUGAGGAGUGCAUUUCCCAAUCUGCAGUAAAGACCAAAUUUGAGCAGCACACAGUACGGGCCAAGCAGAUUGCAGAGGCCGUUCGUCUCAUCAUGGAUUCCCUGCACAUUGCAGCUCAGGAGCAGCGGGUUUAUUGUCUAGAAAUGCGGGAGGAGCGGCAAGACCGGCUGAGGUUUAUUGACAAGCAGCUGGAGCUCCUGGCUCAAGACUAUAAACUCCGAAUUAAGCAGAUUACAGAGGAGGUGGAAAGGCAGGUGUCCACAGCCAUGGCCGAAGAGAUCAGACGCCUCUCUGUGCUGGUUGACGAGUACCAGAUGGACUUCCACCCAUCCCCAGUUGUCCUCAAGGUUUAUAAGAAUGAACUGCACCGACAUAUAGAGGAAGGCCUAGGCCGGAACAUGUCUGACCGCUGCUCCACAGCCAUCGCCAGUUCCCUGCAGAGCAUGCAGCAGGACAUGAUAGACGGCUUGAAGCCUCUUCUUCCUGUGUCUGUGCGGAAUCAGAUAGACAUGCUAGUCCCUCGCCAGUGCUUCUCCCUCAGCUAUGACCUCAACUGUGACAAGCUGUGCGCUGACUUUCAGGAGGACAUCGAGUUCCACUUCUCCCUUGGAUGGACUAUGCUGGUGAACAGGUUCCUGGGCCCCAAGAACAGCCGCCGGGCCUUGAUGGGCUACAGUGAUCAGGUUCAGCGUCCUAUCCCUCUGACACCUGCCAACCCCAGCAUGCCCCCCUUGCCGCAGGGAUCCCUCACCCAGGAGGAGCUCAUGGUCUCCAUGGUUACCGGCCUGGCCUCCCUGACAUCCAGGACCUCCAUGGGCAUUCUCGUGGUUGGAGGAGUGGUGUGGAAGGCAGUGGGCUGGAGACUCAUCGCCCUCUCCUUUGGACUGUAUGGCCUCCUGUAUGUCUAUGAGCGGCUGACUUGGACCACCAAGGCCAAGGAGAGGGCCUUCAAGCGCCAGUUUGUGGAAUAUGCCAGUGAAAAGCUGCAGCUCAUUAUCAGUUACACUGGCUCUAACUGCAGCCACCAAGUCCAGCAGGAAUUGUCGGGGACAUUUGCUCAUCUGUGCCAGCAAGUUGACAUCACCCGAGAUAAUCUGGAGCAGGAAAUUGCCGCCAUGAACAAGAAAGUUGAGGCUCUGGAUUCCCUUCAGAGCAAAGCCAAGUUACUCAGGAAUAAAGCUGGCUGGUUGGACAGCGAACUCAACAUGUUCACACACCAGUACCUGCAGCCCAGCAGAUAGUGGGCAGCCAGGGCGGACCUGCACUGAGCAGAGGCCGGCCACGCCUCCCAUCAGCUCUCGUCCUUGGCCGCUUUGGAGAGAAGGAAAGCACCCACUGUCUUGUACCAUUCUCAGCCCUUCAGCACCAGUCACUCCCUACCUGUGCAGGAAGACCCCUGGCUCACACCCUAAAGGAGACCAACAAGGAUUGGGCAGCUCGGCACCAAGGAGUCCUGCAUGCCUGUGUCUGCUCAUCAUGCUCGAUAAGGUCUUCCGAAGGGUGACACCCUGCAGAAUGACUGACGGGAGCAACACAGGCAUCAGGCAGACACUCCCACUUUCUCUGACACACCUACAGAGAGGGACAAUGUUGGGGGUGACUGGACUCUCCAGAAGAAUUCAGGAUAGUUCUGGAAUGGCCAAGUUUGUCCCAGAAGGACUUGUAUCUUAUGUUUGGCCCUUAGCCUUAGCACUUUUCCCACUUGCAGAGUGAGUUGUGCUUGGUGGCCAGGCUCAACAUACCCUGGGCUUUAGACUCAGGGCGCUCUUGUGGGAAGCUGGGGAUAUCUGCCAGCCAGAGCAGAGGGGAGGGCUCAGGAGAGGAAUCAGGGGUCCGAUGUAUUGCUGUUGGUGUCCGGCAUCAUGGUGACAUGGGACUUGCCUCCCUUCUUGCCAUUGAGGCCCUUGUUCUUAUUUCAGCUCUUGGUCUGUUAGUCCUGGGGUAUUAGUGAGAGCUAGUUUGCUCCAGGUGGUUUAAGGAUGUAGCAGGGGGAAUGGUGGAAGAUGGGGCUUCCGGGGAUGGCUGGAGAAGGUUGGUACAGAAGCGGUUCCUCUAUCUGUCUUAGUACUGAGGGGCUCACAAGCCUGGGAAGCUCACCCGCUAACCUCAGCUUAUCCCUGCCUUGCUGCAAGCCCCCUGUGGCCACCAUUCUCUGGACUGUACCCUGUGCUAGUGACUGCAGCUGGCCACAAAACAGCAUGAGAAGCCUGGCCUUUUCCCUACUGCCCUGACCCUCCCAAGAGAAGCCUGGCCGCCUUUCCCUACUGCCCUGACCCUCCCAAGAGAAACCUGGCCGCCUUUCCCUACUGUCCUGACCCUCCUAAGCCUGCCUCCUCCGAUCCUGAAGCCUCCCGCUGCUUGCUUAGCCUCGUAUUGACUCUGAACUUCUCAUUGUUGAGUGUUGAAACUAUUAAUGGUCAAAGUAGGGAAGAUUCCAGUCACUAAGGUUGAUUGCCUUGGAAAAGCAGUUUUAGGGUGACAAAGCCUUUGUAAAACAGGUAGAGAGUGUCUUAGAGACAAAGCAUUGGGCUCCACCCCUUCCCAGAAGUCUGCAGCCAGGAGCUUCCUGCAGGGCACUGUCCCACUGGUUGGGUGCCCAGGGGCUAUGUCCUCUCCUGCCCGUGUCUGCCUGCUCACUUGCCCCUCAGUCUACCCUGUUUGCUGGGACAGUGAUGGUCUUGGCCAAGGUCAGCAUGUAAUGUAAAGAAGUUGUGAGUGUAUUGCCAUGCUGGACAGAUGGGGUCACCUCAGAGUGGGUCAAGACAAAUCAGUGUCACAUAAUCCCAAUGAAUGUUGUGUUCUUUGGGGGGAAAAUAGAAUAAACAUGAAAUCUUUUUCAGAAUAGUCCCCGAGUAAUGAAUGAAAAUUUGAGCUUAUAUAAGUAAAAAUUGCAUUUAUACCACCAGGAAGAGCUGUACCCGAGCUGUUUAGCAAAGCACUUUAGUUUCUUGCUGAUAACUGUUGUCUGAUCUUUUGCUGGGCCGCCAAAGGCACCUGACCCAGUGCCUUUGCUUCUGGUAUAUUUAAGGUGAUGCAUCUGUCCGAGUUACCUGUAUCUCUGCUGAUCACAUUGGAAACUAAAAUAAAGCCCCCGUGUGACCCUG
Molecule: messenger RNA, 4512 nt
Organism: Psammomys obesus (fat sand rat)
Lineage: Eukaryota; Metazoa; Chordata; Mammalia; Rodentia; Muridae
Gene: Mfn2
Product: mitofusin 2
Exons: 19
Coding region: 376-2649 (757 amino acids)
Biological process (GO): mitochondrion localization; mitochondrial fusion
Cellular component (GO): mitochondrial outer membrane
Molecular function (GO): GTP binding; GTPase activity
Source: RefSeq, a predicted model, not a curated record